CUUGUGUUCCGUCACCACGGAGUGCAUUCUGAGUAAAGGGCUCAGAUUUUAUUUUUGGACUGUUAUGGAGCCUGUCUCUUCCAUUUGUAGGAAGGGGGUAGAGUUGAGCCUGACAUGAGUCGCCCGCUCUGACACACCAGGCUGGGACAAGCAGGCGGCAACCGGCAGCCCCGCGAGCAGCAGUCUCACCCACAGGAGACUGUCUAAAGUGUGCCAUCUGUCAUCUUAUACAAUCAUCAUCUGGUCUGUGGUGCCGCAUAAGAGCCCCACCCUGGUCAGGAUCGCUGGAGUGUUGACUUACAGGACAGUGAAAGUGAUGCAGAGCGGGCAGGAGCUGAGCGCCAUGACACGGAGAGAGUGAGAGACCGGUUCCUCUUCUCCUUCUGGUGUUCCACCUAAAAUUAGGCCAAGGGAGCCAGCAGCCUCAGACUCCAGACUCGAACCAAAGACACGGGGGCUGAUUUCCUCAAAGCCAUGAGUUAUGGGGCUGUUUACAGUCAGGGCCUGCUGUCCCAGCAGUACCCCCCAGCCCUGCUGCCCAAACCUGGCAAGGACAAUGCCCGCCUUCAGAAACUGCUUAAGAAGAGCGCCAAGAAGAAGGCUGCCCAACAAUCCCAACAGAUGCCCCAUCCUUUCCGCUCGAGUUUGUCGCCUGUAAACGAAGCCAGUCCUGACCUGGAACACAGUGACCACUCCACCCCUCCCAGGACGCCUGAGACGCCAUCGUACGCAACUCUGCACCCCCGUUUUAGCGUCAGACCCCUUUACCAGCACGUGGCCUCUCCGUACCCUCACCAUAAAAGCUUCACGUAUGGAAAGACCGCCAGGUUCUCCCCUCAGCCGUAUGGAGCUCUGAGCCAACCUGUUGCUCGUGCUGUGACCCCACUUCUCACGUACACACCCCCACCGCGGCCUGCAGGGGUAUCCCCAGGCCCAGGUAGCUAUGCUGAGGCACACACCUCGCUCGGUGCUAUCCCUGCCUCUCCUGUGACUCCUGUCACACCUCGCCCUGCCUUUGAACCUGCACCUGAGAUUUCAAGUUUCCCUGCUACGAAGCCCGCUUCAGAAGCACCUCCAGUGCCAGUACCUGUGAUUGUAAGAGUGUCUCCAGCCCCUGUCCCUGCACCUGCCCUUGUCCCUGUACCUGUAUCUGUACCUGUACCUGCUCCUGCUCAGACUGUUGCCCCUAUUAAAUACCUUACACCUAUCACUUUGGUAACCCACAAAGCACCAAGUCCAAAGUUCAAUGCUUAUGAAGCCCUUAGGGCAUCUUCCAGACCGAUGUUUGAAGUUCCCCAAAUCACAGUAUACACGGCGAAGACGUCAUAUUAUGAGACAGUAACAGCACCACUGCAUGAAACAACAGAGGGUAGAUUGUCUUAUUAUGGACGAUCCCCAUCACCAAGACCCAGGAGUAGAACACCAACACCUGAACCGAGAAGAGGAACAUCUCCUAUGAGACUUUUAAAACCAACAACUAAUGGAAGAAGAGGGACAACUCCAACCUCUGAAAUUAGGGGUAGAACAACACCAACUUCUGAAGUCAAAAGAGGGACAACUCCAACUUCUGAGAUGAGAGGUAGAACCACUCCCAGUUCUGAAGUCCAAAGAGGAACAACUCCAACUUCUGAAAUGAGGGGCAGAGCAACACCAACUUCUGAAACUCGGGGAAGAACAAUACCAAUUUCUGAAGUCAAAAGAGGGACAACUCCGACUUCUGAAAUGCGAGGUAGAGCAACACCAACAUCAGAUGUCAAAAAAGGUACAACUCCAAAAAGAGGUUUAACUCCUACAAUUGAAAUCAAAAGAGUUACAACACCAACAAUUGAGAUAACUGUAUCAAAAACUCCCUCAGGGCGACCAAAGACCCCUUCGCAUGUAGUCCGUGCCAAGACACCUGUAUUUGAAAUAUCAAGGCCUAACCCGCUUUUAUUUGCUGUCCCCUCAGAAUACGAGGGAAGACGAUCUAAAACACCUACUUCACUCUCUGUAUCUGGAGAGGAGAGCCAGAAACCAUUAGAGACUGAACCACCCAAAGUAAGUAUUCCAUUAGAGACCCAAGAAUCAAUACCAAAGACGAGUGUCACAGAACCUUCUCCUGCAACAGCAACAUCUCAACCUGCAAUCACUGUGAGUUCAGCUGCCACUCUGAGACCUAAGACUCCCACUCAAGAAGUUUCCAAACCUGUCACACCAAAGACUGGAUAUCAGCAACCAAAAGUUGCUGCUAAGACUUCAACACCUUCUGCAGGGUCUACAAAAACAAAGUCAGCCCAAAGCUUCGCCCAGGCCUUGAAACCAAUUAUAGGAGUAAGGCCCAAGACCCCAACACACGGUGGUGCAAGAGGCCCGCCUAAAACAUAUUAUGGCUUAACUCCGGCAGCCUACGUCGCUCAUGGGGGCAUACAGACAAUGGCACCGUCAUACAGUAUAUCCAGACCAAGAACACCAACUGCAGAGUCACCGAAACCUGAGGAGCAGAAAGGACCUGAGAAGCAAGUGUCCUCACAAGAACCACCAAAGGUGGAGGUACCAAGUGAACAACAACUAAAAACUACAGUAACUGAGGCACCAACUCAAAAGAGUACAGAAACGAAGGCCUCGUUGGGUGCAGAAGCAACAAGAGUAGAGGUGCCAAGUGAACAACAAGUGAAAACUACUGUUGCUGAGGCACCAACUCAAAAGCAUACAGAAACGAAGGCCUCUUUGGGUACAGAAGCACCAAGAGUGGAGGUACCCAGUGCACAGCAAGUGAAAACAACUGUUGCUGAGGCACCAACUCAAAAGAGUACACCAACUAAGGCCUUUGUGGGUGCAAAACCUCAAGAGGCCAAGAAAUCACCUGCAUUACUGCAUAAGACUAAACCGGUGCCUGUGGUUGAGAGGGCUAAACCACAGGUUACUGAAAUAAAGCAAGCCAAGAGCCCAGCAGCCUCAACUGCGCUUAAAACCUCUUUAACAGAGACGCCAAAAGGCAAAACUGCAAUUAUUGUGCCACCUAAACCAAAGACUCCAACGCCAGGGGUUAAAAUCCCUCCUGCACAAAAACAAAUUGCAGCUCAAUCUUCAAAGUCAAAGACCUCUGAGAAAGCCUCAGAUGAACCAAAGAAACAAGAUGUUAAAAGCAAGAUUGUUAAGGAGCAAAGUAAAGUGUCGACAAGACCAGCCGUGCCAAAAGAUUCUGCUUUAGAGACCUCAACUGUGAAAGCAUCAGGGGCGCAAUCAAUCAGUUCCAUCCUUAGUCCCAAAGCCAAAAUCAGUGAGCCACCUAAAACAGAUAAGAGUGAGGCCCAGCCUGUAACAAAAUCAAAGGAAAAGCCGGCUGAUAAAGAAAAACCCAUUGAAGAAGUAAAAAGUGAAUCAAAGGCUGGUGAACCAACACCAACAAAAACUACUGAGGAAAAGACGGAAAAAGAAGAAAGCGCCUUCCCAAAAGCAGAGCCUCUCCUGAAAGUAGUCCAGAAACCUAAAGGGAUGAUGAAAUCGAAGCUCAGUGGAUGGUCACGCCUCAAGAAGCAUAUGGUGGUAGAGGUGGAGGAACCCAAGUUCCCUGAGCAACCACCAGGUUCUGCCACAGAGCCUAAGAAAGAGAUACCCAACGGUGAACUGCCUAAGCUGAUCUUGAAGAAAAAAGACGAGGAUGAAGUCUCGUCAUCUAGCCAGCCGACGGAGGGCACAGAAUCCCCACGAGCUACCAAGAUGUGGGAUUGCGUUCUCUUCCAGAUGUUCUCCACCAAAGAGAAUGUCAUGCAACAGAUCAUGGCUGACAAAAGCGAGGAGGAGAAGAAGGAGCUGGAGAAGAAAGUGGCGACUAAACCCGAGGAGAUUCCUGCCUUCGCACAUCGCCUGCCAGUCCUCCUAUUCAGUCCUCGAUUCGAUGCUAAAAGGCUGAGAGAAGCAGCAUCUCGACCAGUGACUAAGAUGUCCACCGUGUUUGAAAUGGCCCUCAUAGGCCGCCAUGUGAAGGAUGACGAACCAAAACAAUUCAACAGAACAGCAAAAGGAUUCAAUUCAUCAAAACCCACUGAAGCUUAAUUGAUAUGGGUAACCUGUUUCCUUUCUCUUGUUAAAUAAAUAGUGUACAGUUCUAAUAAUUAAUCAAGCAAGCUCUGAAUCUUUCAUGGUAAUAAAAUAUUUAUAUUUCAACGUUCCGUAUUACACUUGAAGAGCAGACUGUAAACUUAUUUAUCUAUAUAGGAAAAUAUAAAACCUACAGUAUACUGGUGCCAAUUUCUCAGAUAUAAGUACACUCUUAGUAAAAAAGGCGCUAUAUAGAACCAAAAACGGCUCUAUUGCGUGCUUCGUAUGGCACCCUAAAUGGUUCUAUCAUGACCAUUUUGAAGGAUUCAUCAAAGGAACCCCUAAGGGUUCUUUAAAGCCUGCAUGGUUCUAUAUAGCACCCCAAGAGUGUUUUAUUCAGCAUGGACGUAGGGAAAUUUAUAUCACGUACAAUAUGCUCAGUGCUUCACAUUUGUUACAUUAUAAAGACAAAAACUUUAUUAUACACCAUUUGUAACUACACUCCAUUGAACAAUUGAAUUGGGCUAGAAUUACAUUUAAACCUUUCAUGUAUUAAAAGCAUUGGUGAACUAUGCAAAUAUGUCACUAUAUCAACAAAAUACUAAUCAUAAAACCAUGGUGAGGUGGUCAGUAUUUUUCAAAGACAAGAUGGUGCUAUACAACAGGGGAUAUUUAGUGAUAGUGAAUACACAGCUAUUUGCCAAUCGUUAUUUUGCUCAUUAGUUUCGUCAAAGCUUACUGCAGACUGUUUUUUUUUUCUUUCUCAGUGUACUCAGUGUAACAUCGCAGCACAAGGGCCUGUCUGACAGGACAAUGGCAGCGGGCAGUAGCCACAGCUGUAGACAAAAUGAGAAUGGGAGAAGAGUGAAGGGGUGUGUGUGGGUGGGGAAGUGGCCAUGAUAUGGGACGCUGGAAACCUGGGCAAGAGGCUCAGAGACAGAGAUGUGUACAGUAAAUACUGGGCUGUCUGAAUCACAGUGACCCUCACAUGAAGAAGGCAAGCAGAUGGAUAUGCGAUGCAUGCUAGAUCCCAGUGACUAGUGCAUGCUUUAAGUUUACUGCAUGCUUGGAAAGCACAGUAUAGAUGGUCAGCCUUUAUGUGUAGGAUGUCAGAGUGCAGCAUGGUGUCUGGUAUCAAAGCUCUAUAUUUCUGUGGCCUACGCAAAGGGAAGAGAGGUGAUGGGGUGAGGGUGAGGGUGAUGAUGUGGAAAGUGACUGUAAUUCACAAUGCAUGGCUGACAUUUGCAGAGGACAAACAGCGAUAGUUGUAAUGGUGGCAGUGCAGGGUGAUGUGAAAUGAAAUAGAAUUUGUGAACGUGGUAAGUUUGGACCUUUGCUUUUCCCCGCUGCAUGGAUGUUAUUACGUUUAAAUGCGGCUAAGUACACUGUGUCUGUGUUGACAGUGAUGUGUAAGAUGCUUCAGAUGUUGAAGUACAUUGUGUAAGCUUAAAUGUUAUUUUAUAUACACUAUUUUUCUAAUAAAACGGCUUGAUUAGGAGAAA
Messenger RNA from Sardina pilchardus (European sardine), 5522 nucleotides. It is a transcript of the gene prr33, whose product is annotated as proline rich 33. The transcript is spliced from 4 exons. The record is from RefSeq and is a predicted model, not a curated record. The coding region runs from base 475 to 4035 and encodes 1186 amino acids. Lineage: Eukaryota; Metazoa; Chordata; Actinopteri; Clupeiformes; Clupeidae.